Messenger RNA from Sinocyclocheilus grahami, 3160 nucleotides. It is a transcript of the gene bco2a, whose product is annotated as beta-carotene oxygenase 2a. The record is from RefSeq and is a predicted model, not a curated record. Bases 96 to 1940 code for a protein of 614 amino acids. The transcript has 14 exons. Gene Ontology annotation, biological process: carotene catabolic process; retinal metabolic process. Gene Ontology annotation, cellular component: mitochondrion. Gene Ontology annotation, molecular function: beta-carotene 15,15'-dioxygenase activity; carotenoid dioxygenase activity. Lineage: Eukaryota; Metazoa; Chordata; Actinopteri; Cypriniformes; Cyprinidae.
AAAGUGUACGUAACGUGGGUCACAGUAGCCUACUCCGCGCGAGUGUAGAAUUUAACCUACUGUAUUCUCUUGUACAUUACUUGUUUUAGUUAAUCAUGUCAACAAGUGUGCUUAAAAAUGCAUUUAGGACCAGCAAAGUUGCUAUUUGUUUCAGCCUUGCUAUUGCACAUUAUAUCCCAGCCAGCACCACACUGCCCUCCCCUCUGCUGUGUCAUGUAAUCAUGUGUGAUGUAACAGGGUUGGCAAGAGAUCCGACUUACAUAAAAGGGUGCAGCCUCACAUCUCUCUACAGGAUGUCCUGCAUAAAGCCUCAAACAAUUGCUGCUGCUCAGAAAACAUACUUCACAAAAGUACAUGAGCUGCCAAACAUCUCCCCCUUGGUAAGUUCGGUAGAGGAGACACCUGAGCCCAUCCCCACCACAGUCAAAGGCACCAUCCCAACCUGGAUCCAUGGGAGUCUGCUGCGGAAUGGUCCAGGAAAAUUUGAGUUUGGGAAUCAGCACUAUAACCACUGGUUUGAUGGCAUGGCCUUGAUGCAUCGCUUUCAGAUUGAGGAUGGUCAGGUGAUGUACAGAAGCCGUUUUUUGCGCAGCGAUUCAUAUAAGCAGAACAGCGAGAGGAACCGCAUCAUAGUGUCAGAGUUUGGCACUUUGGCUCUACCUGAUCCCUGCAAGAACUUCUUUCAGCGCUUCCUGUCCAGAUUUGAGAUGAUAAAGCCAACAGAUAAUGCCAGUGUCAACUUUGUUAAAUACAAGGGUGACUAUUACGUCAGCACAGAGACAAACUACAUGCACAGAGUGGAUCCAGAUACUUUAGAGUCUAAACAGAAGGUGGACUGGAGCAAGUUCAUCGCUGUGAAUGGUGCUACUGCUCAUCCACACUUUGACCCAGACGGCACAGCUUACAACAUGGGCAACUCAUACAGAAACAAAGGGGCUUUCUAUAACAUCAUCAGGGUGCCACCAGAAAGAGACGGCCCAGAAGAUAACCUAGAGGGAGCCAAGAUAUUAUGCUCUAUCGCCCCUCGUGACAAAUCCAAACCCUCCUAUUAUCACAGCUUUGGCAUGUCAGAGAACUAUGUAGUGUUCAUCGAGCAGCCCAUUAAGAUGGAUCUGUUUAAGAUAGUGACUGGUAGACUAAGGGGGAAAUCGCUAAAUGAGGGUGUUUACUGGGACCCCAACCAGGAAACCACAUUCCACCUUAUUGACAAACAAACUGGAAAGGAGAUGCCAGUGAAGUACCAUGCCAAGGCCUUGUCCACCUUCCAUCAGAUCAAUGCUUUUGAGCAGGAUGGAUUCCUCAUGCUAGACAUGUGCUGCUCUGACGACGGACAGGCCAUAAACAACUUCCUCGUCCAGAACCUGCGUCAGUCAGGAGAGGCUUUGGAUGAGAUGUAUAACACCAUGAGCAGGCCACUGCCCCGUCGUUUUGUGCUGCCUCUCAACAUCAGCAGUGAAACCCCACUGGAACAGAACCUCAACACACGGCCUGACAGCACCGCUACCGCUGUCUGCCGUACCAAAAAUCAGGUAUUUUGCACGUUUGAGGAUCUCCAUGGCGAAGACCUGAAAGACUACGGUGGCUUGGAGUUUCCACAUAUUAACUAUGCCAGAUAUAACACCAAACCUUAUAGAUACUACUAUGGUUGUGGCUUCCGACACCUAGUGGGUGACUCCCUAAUAAAGAUGGAUCUGGAAAGCAAAAAGUUCAAGGUAUGGCGCCAGCCUGAUCUCUAUCCAUCAGAGCCUGUCUUCAUUCCUUCACCCAAUGCUGAGAAAGAAGACGAUGGAGUCAUCCUGUCUGUGAUUAUCACACCAGUUAAGGAUAAGAGUACAUUUCUUUUAGUCCUAGAUGCCAAAACAUUUGAAGAGCUGGGAAGAGCCGAAGUACCUGUCAACAUUCCUUAUGGAUUCCACGGAGUCUUCAACUCUAGUGCAUGAAGCUCUUUGGAUCACUCCAACAAAAUAACAAAUGACAAGUAGCUCUUCAAAAGGGUCACUACACCAGUUGCCUGCUGCUAUUAAAAGCAAGACACUAACAGAACAAUAUAUCUAUGAAAUCCGCCCAAAGACAUCCUCCACAUAUCAACCUCCUAUUGUUUUUUUUAAAAGAACGACAUACUUUAUAGUUACAGUAAAUUUUCUGUUUUUAAUGUUAAUUUUAACAUUGUGUUGUUUCUGUAGACCUGUCAGAAUGCAAUGUAGGCUUUGCAAAGCGGCUUUUAUUUAUGGGAAGAAAAGAGCUUGUUGAAUUCUGUGGGUCAGAAAGAGGAUGGAAAUCGUAAUGUAACACUAAAUUAUGGGUUUUGGUGCUUAACAUUAUGGUGAACCGCAGGGGGAAAAUACUUUAAAAAAAAAAGUAUGAUAUGACCUCUUUACAACGAGCAAUGUGAUAGUGUUGAAAGCACAUCUCAUUUUGAUACAUAUGAUUUCUCUACAUAUUCAAUUAUUUUAUUUUCUUCUGUUUUUAUCUUUUACAUUGUGGACUGCAUGUUUAUAUCCCAACAUGAAACGUUUGCAAUAAUUGCAAUUUAUGUUAUUUGCUCAGUAUAGUAUCAGUUAUACAAGGCUUGUUUCUUUUACUCUAAAAACAAAUGUGAACAUACCACUAGAUGUGAAUGUGAGCAAGGUUAAAAUUUUCCAUUAGGAUUUUCAGGCCUACUUCCUUAAAUGAGAAAACCAGUUCAUUACAUUGAAUGUUUAAAAAAAAAAAAACAGAUGUGCCACAAUAAGAAUAAUUCAUGUUGAUAGUUAAAUAACAAAAAAUAUUCACUAUACAACAUGUUAUAUUGUACUAAUUUUCUACCUCUUUGUGAAGUAACUUUUCAAAGAGCUGCUUCUCUUGUGCAUUAUUCCUUUUAAUUUUAAAUUUAUAUAACAGUUCUACAUAUGUUUCAUUAUACGUUUUUGUUUUACAUUUAUUUCUAAUUGUAACUUGGUAAUCACAAUGACUGAUAAAUAUUUGUACACACAAUACUUGUAUGCUAUCUGCUACAUGGUUCAAUUCAUACAGUCCACUUUUAUAAAAAAAAAAAAACAUUCAUAAUGUUUAAAAGCAAAAGGUGUCCCCGUGUCCAGUAUUUUCCACAUCAUUUCACAUUCUGAUAUAAGUUUGAUUAGGAAAUCUUGACACCAUGAUCAUCCUGCAGAAACGGACAGCA